This is a messenger RNA of Pogona vitticeps (central bearded dragon), 9604 nucleotides long. Lineage: Eukaryota; Metazoa; Chordata; Lepidosauria; Squamata; Agamidae. The record is from RefSeq and is a predicted model, not a curated record.
AAUGUAAGAGAUGGAAAAAAGGCCCUAUGAGAAAAAGGGAAAGCUAAGGAUGCUGGAGCAGAACAAUGGAUUUCUCCUUCUCUUUCAUGCAAGGGAUCAUGGGAAACACAAUUCAGCAACCACCUCAACUCAUUGACUCGGCUAACAACCGCCAAGAGGAUGCUUUUGAUGCCAGCAGUGACAUCACUGAAGAUGGUAGACAGACACCGUAUGAAGCAGCCCUUGCCUUGCAGCAAGGUUUUCAGUAUCCUACACCCACCACAGAGGACCUUCCACCCCUCAUUAAUGGAUUUCCACCAAUCAGCAUGUAUGAGCCCCAAGCCAAAUACCAGUCCUAUAGUCAGUAUCCCAAUGGCUCAGCCAAUGGCUUUGGCACAGUCAGAAACUUUAGCCCACCUGAGUAUUAUCAAAUGGAGAACUCUAACCUAAGGCCCCAUGACCUUCUGGAGAAACCAUCUCCCCCACAGCCUCCACCUCCUUCAGUAUCUCAGACGGUGAUUCCAAAGAAGACUGGCUCACCAGAAAUCAAAUUAAAAAUAACCAAAACUAUCCAGAACGGCAGGGAAUUGUUUGAAUCCUCUCUGUGUGGGGACCUUUUAAAUGAAGUACAAGCGAGCGAAUAUGCUAAGUCAAAACAUGAAGGAAGAAAAGAGAAGAGGAAAAAGAGUAGUAAACAUGACUCUUCCCAUUCGGAAGAGCGCAAGUCACAUAAAAUCCCAAAACUAGAGCCGGAAGAGGAAAACAAACCCAAUGAGAGGCUUAGCAUACUGUCUGAAAAACCAAGGGAAGAGCCAGUAGUAUUGGAUGAAACCCCGGCCCAAGAGGAAUCUCCUCUUCCAACACAAGUUGCAAGUGAAAGCAAGUUCGAAGUUGGGGAUCUCGUCUGGUCCAAAGUGGGAACUUACCCUUGGUGGCCCUGCAUGGUUUCAAGUGACCCGCAGCUAGAGGUUCAUACCAAAAUUAACACAAGAGGAGCACGCGAAUACCACGUUCAGUUCUUUAGCAACCAGCCUGAGAGGGCAUGGGUACAUGAAAAGCGGGUUCGAGAGUACAAAGGACGCAAACAAUAUGAUCAGUUGGUGGCAGAGGCUGCUAAGCAAGCUAAUCACUCUGAAAAACAGAAGAUUCGCAAACCGAGGCCGCAGAGAGAACGUGCCCAAUGGGAUAUUGGCAUUGCGCAUGCUGAGAAAGCAUUGAAAAUGUCUCGGGAAGAGAGGAUAGAACAAUACACCUUCAUCUAUGUAGACAAGGAGCCUGAGGAGACUUUGUCCAAGGCCAAGAGGACUCCUGUGCCAAAGGCAGAGCCUAAAAAGACUCGCCGAUCUAAACCGUCACCAAACCGCCAGCCGGAACAGGCCAGUGAGGUUUUGGCAGCAUCCUCUCCAUCCAAUACCGAGGUGCGGAGGCACAGUCAGAGGAGGCAGUCGACUGUGGAGGAAGAACCGCCUCCUGUGAAAAUACCAUGGAAGACGGCGGCAGCCAGAAAAUCCUUACCAGCAUCAAUAACUUUGCACCAGGGGACCUUUGACCUUCAGAAGUGUAAUAUGUCUCCAGUUGUUAAAAUUGAACAAGUUUUUGCGCUCCAGAAUGCUGCCGGGAAUGGAAAGUUCAUUGAUCAGUUUGUUUACUCUACCAAGGGUUUGGGAAACAAACCAGAAAUAAUCAUCAAGGGGCAUGACAAAAUCAUUUCUGUCUCAAAUCAGCGAAACGAGAGGGCCUCUUCACAAAGGUCACCUUCUCCUGAAACAUCUGGGUUGGCAAGUUCUGUAGAAAAGAAGCAACAGAGAAGAUCAAUACGAACACGCUCGGAGUCUGAGAAAUCCACUGAAGUUGUGCCAAAGAAGAAGAUCAAAAAGGAGCAGGUAGAAACUGUCCCACAGACAGCAGUGAAGACUGGAUUGCAGAAAGGUGCCAGUGAGAUUUCAGAUUCUUGUAAGCCCCUAAAGAAAAGAAGCCGUGCAUCAACAGAUGUGGACCUCACUAGCUCAGCAUACAGAGAUACCUCUGAUUCUGAUUCAAGGGGACUUAAUGAUCUACAGGGUAGCUUUGGGAAACAGUCGGACAGCCCUUCUGCUGCAGCAGACGCUGACGCUUCUGAUGUACAGUCUGUGGACUCAAGUUUAUCAAGAAGAGGUUCUGGGAUAAGUAAGAGGGACACUGUUUGUCAGAUUUGUGAAAGCUCUGGUGACUCCCUGGUUUCCUGCGAAGGCGAGUGCUACAGAGUCUUCCAUUUAGAAUGCUUAGGGCUGAGCUCACAGCCCGAAGGGAAGUUCAUCUGCCUGGAGUGCAAAAAUGGGCAGCACACGUGCUUUUCCUGCAAGCUACCGGGCAAAGAUGUGAAACGCUGCUCGGUCAGCGCCUGUGGAAAAUUUUACCACGAAGCCUGUGUCCGGAAGUUCCCCACGGCUGUCUUUGAGUCCCGAGGAUUCCGUUGCCCCCAACACAGCUGCACCGCCUGCUCUGUAGAUAAGGAUAUUCACAAAGCCAGCAAAGGUCGCAUGGUGAGAUGUUUGAGAUGCCCCAUUGCCUAUCACGCGGGAGAUGGCUGUAUUGCUGCGGGAAGUUUGUUUGUGUCAUCCCACAUUCUCAUCUGUAGUAACCAUUCCAAAAGGAGCAAUCACUCUUCAUCAGCUGUAAAUGUAGGCUUUUGUUUCGUUUGUGCAAGAGGGCUGAUAGUGCAGGAUCAUUCAGACCCCUUGUUCAGUUCUUAUGCCAAUAAAUCCCACUACCUACUGAAUGAAUCAAAUCGUGCUGAGUUGAUGAAAUUACCUAUGAUUCCUCCUUCUUCGUCAGCUUCCAAAAAGAAAUGUGAGAAAGGUGGAAAACUGUUAUGCUGUGAAUCAUGCCCUGCCUCCUUCCAUCCGGAGUGUCUUAACAUAGAGAUGCCAAAUGGCUCCUGGAACUGCAAUGACUGUAAAGCUGGCAAGAAGCUGCGAUACAAACAGAUUGUUUGGGUCAAGCUUGGGAAUUACAGGUGGUGGCCAGCUGAGAUCUGCAACCCCAGGUCUGUUCCUCUCAACAUACAGGGCCUCAAACAUGAUAUCGGGGACUUCCCUGUGUUUUUCUUUGGUUCACAUGACUACUAUUGGGUUCAUCAGGGCAGAGUAUUCCCUUAUGUUGAAGGAGACAAAAGCUUUGCUGAGGGGCAAACUAAUAUUAACAAGACCUUCAAGAAAGCACUUGAAGAAGCUGCAAAAAGGUUCCAGGAACUGAAAGCACAAAGAGAAAGCAAAGAAGCACUUGAGAUUGAGAGAAAUUCAAGAAAGCCGCCUCCCUACAAACACAUAAAAGCCAACAAAGUAGUAGGGAAGGUUCAGAUUCAAGUGGCAGACUUGUCCGAAAUCCCACGAUGUAACUGUAAGCCAACGGAUGAAAACCCUUGCGGUCUGGAGUCAGAAUGUCUAAAUCGCAUGUUGCAGUAUGAGUGCCAUCCUCAAGUAUGUCCUGCAGGAGAACGGUGUCAGAAUCAGUGCUUCACGAAAAGACUCUAUCCGGAAGCAGAAAUCAUUAAAACAGACCGCCGUGGCUGGGGCCUCAGGACAAAACGGAACAUUAAAAAGGGUGAAUUUGUAAACGAAUACGUUGGUGAAUUAAUAGAUGAGGAAGAAUGCAGGUUGCGAAUCAAGCGUGCUCAUGAGAACAGCGUGACUAAUUUUUAUAUGUUAACUGUUACAAAGGACCGUAUAAUAGAUGCUGGCCCAAAGGGGAAUUACUCUCGAUUCAUGAACCAUAGCUGUAACCCCAACUGUGAAACUCAGAAGUGGACAGUGAACGGCGAUGUCAGAGUUGGGCUCUUUGCUUUGUGUGAUAUUCCUGCAGGGAUGGAGUUAACGUUUAACUACAAUUUGGACUGCCUGGGGAACGGGAGGACAGAAUGCCACUGUGGAGCAGAUAACUGCAGUGGGUUUCUCGGAGUGCGGCCAAAGACGGCGUGUGCGACGGCAAAUGAAGAGAAGGCCAGAAACGCAAAAUUGAAGCAGAAGAAACGGAAGAUAAAAACAGAGCAGAAGCAAAUGCAUGAGGACAACUGCUUCCAGUGUGGGGACGGGGGUGAACUGGUCAUGUGUGACAAAAAAGACUGUCCCAAAGCGUACCACCUCCUCUGCCUUAACUUGACCCAGCCACCCUUCGGGAAAUGGGAAUGUCCGUGGCACCAGUGUGACAUCUGUGGCAGCCCAGCGACAUCCUUCUGCGAGUUCUGCCCUCAUUCGUACUGCAAGGAUCAUGAAAAAGGAGCCCUCGUAGCCUCCGCCUUGGAAGGGCGCCCUUGCUGCUCUGAACACAACCCCAAAGCCCCCGUGGCGCCCGAGUACUGGUGCAAGAUCAAACGCCGACUGGAGCAGCAGAACCCCGAGGAGGAGUCGAAAGAGUGAACUCAUCUUCCCUUCCCAGCCAAAACAAAAAAAACAAACUCUUUGAGCGGCAAAUCAUUGUGAAUUUGGAUCAAGUGCCAUGGGACCUUUGUCUUUGGAACUGCCUCCGUGGAACUCAAACCGGGACCAUCUAGAUCUCGAGGCGGCUGGUACGGGCACGGCACGCCAGCCUCCGUUGGCCCUCGGGUGUCUUCUUAGGUUCUCGGAGAACAGGAAGAAAGUGUCUCGGCAACUUUCUGUGGUUGCUGUUUGAAGAGGAAAAUCUAUCUGACGUCGAGGGGGGAGAGGGGGAAAAAAGACAUCAUGUUUUAAGUACGUUCUUUGAGUGUAGAAACCAAACAUAACAAAAUAUUUAUUUAUUUAAUUUUUAAUGGACUUUAGAGGAUUUUUUUUCUGGUCCUAUUGCAGUCAAUGUGUCUAAAAGGAGUAGCAACACCGCCCUGGUAUCUAUCGCUGUAUGUAUCUGUAUUUCCGCCCCCCUGCCCCCCAAAAAAUCCUUGUCUAGGUUUAGAACUGUUAAGAAAAAGCUACUCUUCAUACCAGUCGCCUUUCAGAGAAAUCUGUGGAAGAAAUGAAUAACAAACAUAUUGUGGCAGCUGACAGUGAGAGGACUUCAUUCCAGUAAGUUCACCAUGGAAGAAAAUUUUGAGACGAGAAGAUGCUGUAUGUCAGUUAACUUUCCAGAGAGUGAAUCUUGAUCAUGAUACCAGAGGUUCUCCCGCAGUGAACGACAAGGAAUCCAGUUGUUUUUAAAGUGUGUUCGGUUUGACAUGACGCUUGGAACAACUUCCAAAAAAAAAAGCACCAUACAGAGGGCAAGAACUUACAUAUGGUGUUUGAAAUCCCACCUUUGUUUCGAAAAAGCUUGGGCAGGAGAUGCUUAUGAUGGGCUGUGUCCAUAAUAAUCUGCCAUUUUUAGUGUGAAAAGCUGUAAGCAGCCUGGGGAAUAUCAUAUGUUUUGCUCAGCACACCGUUUAAUUAUGCAUAUGUCACUUUUCUACUGUUAAUGAAUUUUGGGGCGAAGAAGUGGGAAAUCUGCUUUUCUUGCCCAUUGCAAGUAUUUGCCACCCCCUGGGGAUCAAAGUCAGCGCUUUGUUGCCUUCUCCGUUUUUGCUCUCCCCCUCAUCUCGAGUCCCGUGUGCUCUUUCUUCUGUGGAUCAAGUGCAUCAGGAGUUGUAAUCUGGCCCCUUGGGUUUUCCAGAGUAGACAUAGUCUAGAUGGGCGGGAUACAAAUCUAAUAAAUAAAUAAAUAAGAACUAGAGAGUUGAAGAUGCUGUACGAUUUGGAUCUUCUUUCUGGGGCUUUGUAACUGUUUCGGUAGGUGGUUGGUCAAAUGAAGUCUCUCCACGGAGGAAGAUCAGUCAGUCUAGAAAAGCAUCAUGUGUCUAGAUGGUCCAGAAAACCUUGUGUUUGUUCGUUGUUCUUUACAGAAUGACAGUACAGCACUGAAAUAACUAUUUUAACGUAUUGUUUUCUCCUGGAGGGGGUUCUCUAAACUUCCUUUUCCUUGCAGUGUCAAAAUAAUGAAUUCCUGUGACAGCAUUUAUCUUCAGAAAAUGGACAGUUGGCAGGUUUCUUGUGUUCCUCAAUCAGGUUUUUUUGAGUAGGUAUUUUAUCUUGCUUUUAAAAUGCCUGUAAUCUAAGGGAAAACAAAAUACAGCCUCUGUUUACUUCUUUUGUACAGGCUUAAAAAUAAUUUUAACACACUACAUUUCUUUCAAGCACAUGAGAAAUCUUUUUAGCUUCUGGGUCAGCUUGUAGUCUCGCUCUCGUUUUUCUUUUUUAGCCCACAGAAUACCUUGCGAUCACGAUGCAUGUUCCUGAAGUCUUUUGUGGGCCAGUUGAAUGAUAGCAGGGCACAACAGGAAGAUGCCAAUCAUUCAUUACACUAAAGGAAAAAUAAACACUACAUUUAAAAAAUGUGUAUUAAAAGUUAAGAGUUUAGUUUCUGAAUGUAUUUUCUGGUAGUAUUUCCUUAUUCCUUCUAUCUCCUUCUCUUCCUUUUAAAAAUGGUGGUAGUGGCAGAAUAGCAGAAGGGGGGAGGAUUUGGCCCCGGUCUAAAAGCCUAAUAUUUUCACCACAGCGUUUAUAGAACUGUUCUUGCCCUCUUUGUAAAGCUGGUGGGCGUGGAAUGGGGCAAGGAUGGCACAUAAACACACUCUGCCAUGCUGUCUUCUCCAUCCUCUUCUGUCACUUAGCAAGGAUGGGAAUGCACAGGUCGUUUUCCUGACAGUGCCUUUUGAGAGCCAGUCUUUUCACUGGGGUCAGCAAAAGAUGCCAAUAAAAUUACAGGAAGGGGUUGAAAUGCAGCACCUAAAUGGCUGUAGACAGGCUACAGGCAUUAUAGCAUCCAAGGUGGGGGCGAUCUCAUGUGCCACCCAACUUUAGCUCUUCACUUGCAUCUUCCUCCUCCUGCCUCCGUCCCUCCCCACCUUUGCCUGCACAUCUCAGCUAUCACACACAGCUUUCAACUCCAGGCUUUUCAUGUAGUUGAGAAGCAUGUAAUAAUCUCAGAACUGGAAAGGACCCUAUCGAUCAUUGAGUCCAGCUUCUGUCAAGGAGGCCCAGUGGGGAAUUGAACUCCCAGCCACUGGCUCUGCAGCCAGGGACCUCAACCCCCGAGCUAUCUAGCUGUCGUCAUCACCCUGAGCCAAUACUGGAGUUGUACCUAGCACCAUUCUUGUGGCUUGCAAGUCACUUUAAGAGCAGUUUUGUAAGAAUAUAUCCAUAGGCACUCCACUACAAUGUCACCCUUACAGAAAUGUGCUAAGAAGAGAAGAAAAUAUUCUUUACAAGAAGAAUAUCCAUUAGGUAGAAAUGUUUCAGAUCUUAGAUGGACUGAUCGUGAGUGUUUUUACACUUUAAUUCAUUAUUCUUAAUUUUAAUGUCCAGCACUUGUUUUUUUUUAUUUCAAAAAUUGCUACUGGAAAGCCAGUAGAUCUUUUUGUUGUUGUUGUUGUUAGAAAAAAAGAAAAGCUGCUGCUUCAUAUAACAUUUUAAUAGUGUUACAGAAAUACUAAUCAUGGAGUAAAGAGUUUCUUACUGUGAUCAAGACUGGUAUCUAUUAUUCUUAGUUUUUCUCUAUCCCCUUGCUCCCAAUUCUAACUAUUUAUCAUGAACUUGUUUCUUUUAAAAUGAGUGAUUGAAAGAACACUCCUUACUGGAGGUGGGGUUUAGUUGACUGAAGAGCAUUAUGUCCUAAGACUGGCCUUCUUGUAAGACAUUCCUGAAAGACAACCCACCCUUCAUGCCUGUUGGUGUUGCAGCUUUACCUGGAAAAUGCCCCCCUUCGCCUCUCCCACUUAUUUCUAACUACAUGUAAGAUUAAUCCAUCAGAUUGUCUUCAAGCAGCUAGUACAGUUCUCAAGAACAUCAUGCUUCCAAUCCUGAAUGUAUUUACAAUAGGAAUAUCUUUCCCUGUGGCUGCAAAUCUGUGCCCUCUUUAAUUGGGAAUGAAUUAUGUUGAGCCUGAAGGCAAUUAUUUUAAAGUGAAACAUGUAGUCAGUGGGACUUACAUCUGAGUAGACGUGGAUGCUCUGGUAGCCUGGAUGCCUAAAUGCUGGUCUGAGCUCUAUGUAGAACUGGUUAAGGCUUGCUUUACUCCAUGGAUGGAGUAUGUGUGUUACCUGAAAAGUGGAAUAUUUGCUGAUUUCCGUACUAGAAUCAUGCACUUCUUUGUUCUUCUUACCUUAGCCAUUAAGAUAUAAGAACAGAAAAUGUUUUCCGCCCAGGGUUGUUAUCUGUAGAGUACGGAAGUCUUGAGGCUGCAUUUUUUCGUCUUUCCAUUCACCAGAAUUCAGGGUGGCUUCUCCCACUGUAGUUUCAAUGGCAAAGAUGCACUUCCAUAAGGAAUACUGCUUUUCUGCAAGCGCAUGAAAAGGUACUGUGCCAACUGAAAUCAUGUGCAUUUCUCUUCAGAGAGUAUAAUAAAAGUCGUGAUGCUGCAGCUAUGCUCCCUGGAUGUCAGCCAGGUCAUAUCAUGAUGAAUAUUGUCCUGUAUAAGGGAAUGUGUAUCUGUGGAAACACAUACGGGUUUGUCCGUCUGUGUUUGAGUUACAUAUUUCUAGAUCUGUAGCUUCCCCAUCAAACAUUAUGGUGUUCACAGCACACACAAGCAGUGGACAAUCAAGAAACAGUUCUGGUGUAGGAACAGCAGCAUUACUCGUAAUAAUAAUUAACAUGUCUUGGAUCAUGUUUUAGGGAAUGGAGUAAGAGCGAUAAUUUUUAUCUUUUUGUUCGUUGGGCGAAUCUGGCCACUUAAAUUGCCAUCUUGCACUGCUUUUUCACCCAUUUGUUUCCAGAAUGGGUAUGACUUCAGGCUGUUUAAUUUUUAAAAAAUCAGAGACUUGAAUCUCUGGCCUCUUGCACACUAAUAGCAAAUGUUUUUUUUUUUAAAAAACAAGUGUUUUUUAUGUACUAUCUGAUAUUUUUCCCAAUGCAUUUGGGACACGGACACACUUGAUAACAUGGCAUUUCAGCAGUUCGCAGCUGUGCAUCUCUGCAGAUAAAAUGUAGAGUGAGAAACGAGACUUUUAACACUUUUUAACAAAAAGUAAAAGGCAAGGAGUGGGUGCAUCACUUGUCUUUGCGCUUGGACUCCUCUGACAUAUACAGGUAAUAUCAGGAAGAUGUAAUUAAGUAGAAUAUCGUUGGCAAUGGCCUUCUAACCAUAGAUGACUGUAUAUACUGAGAAGUUAUGGGUGGGGUUUGGGAGGGGUGGAGUGUCUGCCGCUGGUACAGAUUUUAGUCACUUUAACAUUGAAACUUCUGCCUCACUGAAUUCAGGGUUUAAUGUACUUGAAGCCGUUUCCAUUCUUACUUUAAAACAUGUGUUUUAUUUAUGUGUUUUAUGGGUUAUUGUGAAAGUAUCUUUUCCCAUCUUAUCAUGGAAUCUAAAAUUGAUUUCCGUUCCAGUUGCAUUUCCAAAUGAAUUGGAAAGUGUGUGUGUGUCUGUGUGUGCGCGUGUGCACACGUGCGCAUGUGUGUGCCCAUUUCCUGGGCUCGUAAGAAAGAGUUCCCACAGGGAGACAGCAGCAGCGUUAUGACUUUCCAACGUGAUUACUUGCAAUGUUGAAUUAGCCCUUUCCCUUUUUUUUCCAUUCCCUUUCACACGUUUCAUGAAAAAAAAUGCACUUAUUGAAACACUCCUGGAUGUAUGAUGAAUUGUUGGAGGGGGUGAAGUUGGCGAAAUAGCCUCCUGUGCCAUUCUGUUGUGCAAAAAAAAAAAAAAA